AUGCUCAUCACACUUUCUACUCUCUCUUCAGGAAUGAUUAUUGCAGCCAUCACUGUGCUCAUCCUCUUCGUGAAGUUCAGCAUCAACACCUUUCACCUGGAGAACACGCCCUGGCACACCGGCAAGCACCUACGCUCCUUCGUCAAUUUUAUCAUAAUCGGCGUCACUGUGCUCGUCGUGGCUGUGCCAGAGGGGCUACCAUUGGCGGUCACUAUUUCAUUGGCCUACUCCGUGAAAAAGAUGAUGCGUGAUAAUAAUCUCGUACGCCAUCUGGAUGCCUGCGAAACGAUGGGCAACGCAACUGCUAUUUGUUCGGAUAAGACAGGCACACUGACUACUAAUCGGAUGACAGUAGUGCAGAGCUUUCUUGGCGGCCAGUAUGUCAACGACGCAACUCAACUGCCAAUGCUACGAGAUCUGAAUCAUGUAGUGGGACACCGCUUAAUUCACUGCAUCUCUAUCAAUAGCAGCUACACCUCGCGUGUUGUGGUAUCAGAACGCGGUAAUGAACUCCCUCAACAGCUGGGAAAUAAAACAGAAUGUGCCCUCCUCGGCUUCGUUCAGCAUCUCGGCGCCAGUUACGAGGACAUCCGAGCCCAGUGGCCCGAGGAGUCGUUGGUUAAGGUUUUCACUUUUAACUCAGUGCGCAAGUCGAUGAGCACCGUGAUUCGUAACCUGGAGCCUGGCCGUCAGGGCUACUCUGUCUUCACGAAGGGCGCCUCCGAGAUGGUGCUAAAAAAGUAUCUCGCCUCAUUUUCCCCCACUGAGUAG
This is a messenger RNA of Protopolystoma xenopodis, 771 nucleotides long. The record is from the annotation of a GenBank genome assembly. NCBI's taxonomy places the organism in Eukaryota, Metazoa, Platyhelminthes, Monogenea, Polystomatidea, Polystomatidae.